Molecule: messenger RNA, 1283 nt
Organism: Phragmites australis (common reed)
Lineage: Eukaryota; Viridiplantae; Streptophyta; Magnoliopsida; Poales; Poaceae
Product: peroxidase P7-like
Exons: 2
Coding region: 110-1096 (328 amino acids)
Biological process (GO): hydrogen peroxide catabolic process; response to oxidative stress
Molecular function (GO): peroxidase activity; heme binding
Source: RefSeq, a predicted model, not a curated record
UGCAACUCAUCGCACGCCCUUGCCUGUUUCCGAUCACCCGUUGCUUCGCUACACCGUGUUCCUUGCUAUCAGCGGCGCCGGUGUGUCGGCAUUCGGCAAGUCGACAGCCAUGCUGCCCUCCUGGAGCUCUUCAUCGCUGCCUGCACUUGCACCGCUGAUCCUCUUUGCGCUUCUCGCGUGCACCGCACACGGUGACCAUCUUUCGGUCAGUUACUACGACAAGACCUGUCCCAGCGUGCAGGACAUCGUGCAGUCCGUGCUGGCGUCGAAGGUCGCCGCCGAUCAGGCAAUGGCCCCCGCCGUGCUUCGCCUCUUCUUCCACGAUUGCUUUGUCAACGGGUGUGACGGCUCCGUCCUCCUGGACAGCUCGCCCUUCUUCGAAAGCGAGAAGGACGCGACGCCCAACGUCAACUCCCUCCGCGGCUUCAACGUGAUCGACGAGAUCAAGUCCCACCUCGAGCACGCCUGCCCAGCCACCGUCUCCUGUGCGGACAUCCUCGCCCUCGCAUCUCGUGACGCCGUCGCCCUGCUCGGGGGGCCGAACUGGAACGUGCCGCUCGGCCGCAAGGACUCACGCAAAGCCGACAAGGACGCCGCCGAUUACGGCCUCCCCAGACCGAACGACACCGUCACCGCGCUCAUCGACACGUUCGGAAAAUACGGCCUCGACGCGCGGGACAUGGCAGCGCUCUCCGGCGCGCACACCGUCGGCAUGGCGCAGUGCAUCAACUACAGGGACCGCGUCUACGGCUACAAUGGCGAGGGCGGCGCUGACGUUGACCCCAGGUUUGCGGAGCUCCGCAGGCAGACGUGCCAGGCCGGUGACGACGCCAAGGCGCCGUUCGACGAGCAGACCCCGAUGAGGUUCGACAACGCCUACUACAAGGACCUGGUCGCGCGCCGGGGCCUCCUCACUUCUGACCAGGCGCUGUACGGCUGCGGCGGGCCGCUGGACCAUCUUGUGGAGAUGUACAGCACGGACGGCGAGGCUUUUGCGAGGGACUUUGCCAGGGCGAUGGUGAAGAUGGGGAACAUACCCCCGCCGCCGUGGAUGCCGGUGGAGGUGAGGCUCCACUGCAGUAUGGUCAACAAUUGAUGAUACGAUGGCAAAUGCAAUCGACUCGUUGUUCCUCUACGUGUUUCUUUGCCCAUGGUGUACAUUUGUUAUUUAAUUUGUAAUGUUGCAACCAACAGUUGUGAACUGCAGGUCAAUUUAAUUUGGUAACAGUUUUUCCCUUUUUGGCAUGUUGGUCUUUGGUGAUUUUAUAUGAGAUAAUUCCUUA